GGUAUGUCUCGAAGAAGACGAUAACGACACACAGCAGGAUGGCGCUGUAAAUCUAAUCCAAAAUAUUGUUUUGCAUUCAAUAUUGAAUUGGUGUCAAUAAUUAUAUUGUUGAAAUAGCACGUUCUUGCUUAAACUGUUAUAUCGUUGUUGUCAAACAUUUUGCAAGGCAUUUUUAAGCAUAACAUGAAGCGAGAAGCAAAACCUCACGGGGUCAGCGGGGGUCAUUCUCAGACCCAGUCAGCCCAGGAGACGCGCGGUCUCGAAAAGUACGAGAAACUCGGCAAGCUAGGCGAGGGCUCCUACGGCACCGUCUACAAGUGUCGAAAUCGAGAGACGGGUCAAAUCGUGGCCAUCAAGAAGUUCCUCGAGGCAGAGGAUGACCCGGUCAUUCGUAAGAUCGCUGUUCGAGAAGUGCGCAUGCUAAAGCAACUGAAGCACCCGAACCUGGUGAACCUGCUGGAGGUGUUCAGGCGCAGGAAGCGACUUCACCUGGUGUUCGAGUUCUGCGACAGCACCGUGCUGGAUGAGCUGGAGAAGUCCAACAAAGGCAGGAUGAGCGAGGAGCGGGCGCGGAAGAUCAUCUGGCAGGUGCUUCAGGCGGUCAACUUCUGCCACUCGCGCAGCUGCAUCCAUCGAGACGUGAAGCCCGAAAAUCUGCUCAUCUCCAAGGACGGCGUCGUCAAGCUCUGCGACUUCGGCUUCGCUCGCAGCAUGAGCGGCCAGGGUGAGAACCUGACCGACUACGUGGCCACGCGCUGGUACCGGGCUCCCGAGCUGCUGGUCGGCGACACUCAGUACGGGCCGCCGGUGGACGUGUGGGCCAUCGGCUGCGUGCUGGCCGAACUGGUGCGCGGCCACGCGCUGUGGCCCGGCCGCUCUGACCUCGAUCAGCUCUACCUCAUCAGGCGGACGCUCGGCGAGCUACUUCCCCGACACAUGCAGAUCUUCAAGGCGAACAGGUUCUUCCGAGGCAUGAGCAUCCCGGAGUCUGAUAAGAAGGACAGUCUGGAGCAGAAACUCUCCAAGUACUGCAGCAAGGAGUGCAUGGACUUCGUCAUGCACUGCGUAGACAAGGAUCCUGAGACAAGGCCCACGUGCGCCCAGCUGAUGAAGCACCCCUUCAUGAAGGUCAUGUCGGAAAAGUCGGCCGGCCGUCUGCCGCGCCUGCCGUCCGGUCAGGGCAGCUCGGCACCCCCGGCCGGUAAGUCGCCCGACCAGCGCCGCUCGCCAGCCACCAACGGAUCACUGCCGCAAAUCAGGGACGGCCAGACCCUGCAGCCGGCCGGCCCACAGCGCGAGAAGGCCGUCUAGCGCCGCUGAUGGUCGGGAGAGAGUGAUGGGGAAGAGGUGCCGGUACAUGCCUGGCACGGGUCUUCCCUGAGCUGAGGACUAGUGCGCAGUAUGUCUAGCUGGGUGUGUUGUGCUAGACUGUCGUUGUUCGUGUACUCGUAUGUGUGCCAGGUAUGGUAAAAAAAAUGUUAGUAAGGAGUGUCAGAGUGCAUUCUCGAAUGUCGUGCUCCGCGGUAUGAUGAGUGCAUCGCUUAGCAUCGGUGCAGAACGCCGCGUCCCCUGCUCCCUGUGCUGUACGUUAUUGUUGCCACUUUGUUCUCUGUGCGUUUGCUGUGAUAAUUAUUCGUUAAAUAUGUGAUGUUUAGUGAUUCAGUCGAGCACCCAGGCGUGUGCAGGGCGUGUGCUCCGUGUAACAAGCCUUUGUUGUCAUGACAACGUGUUUACUUAUUUGACGCCCCUAUUGACGGGUUGUGUCUGAUUGUUUUGUUCAAUGACUUCUUCAAGGUGAAUAAAACUUCGACUAUUUUUCUAAAA
Molecule: messenger RNA, 1824 nt
Organism: Amphibalanus amphitrite
Lineage: Eukaryota; Metazoa; Arthropoda; Thecostraca; Balanomorpha; Balanidae
Product: cyclin-dependent kinase-like 1
Exons: 8
Coding region: 184-1311 (375 amino acids)
Biological process (GO): protein phosphorylation; intracellular signal transduction
Cellular component (GO): nucleus; cytoplasm
Molecular function (GO): MAP kinase activity; ATP binding
Source: RefSeq, a predicted model, not a curated record